Closterium sp. Naga37s-1 is the source of this 4833-nucleotide messenger RNA. The record is from the annotation of a GenBank genome assembly. Lineage: Eukaryota; Viridiplantae; Streptophyta; Zygnematophyceae; Desmidiales; Closteriaceae.
AUGAGGGUAACUGAAGCGGUGAUGACUGAAGCGAAGGUGACUGAAGGAAGAACUGAAGGAGGGGUGACUGAAGCGGAGGGUAUAGAGAGGGAACAGGGUUUGGAGUCAGGAGGGGCAGGGGAGGGCGAGAAAUCAACGAGAGAGAAAAAUAGGGGCCAAGAAGGUGUUGGGGAAGCAGAUGGGGCGGAAGAAGUGGAUGUGGGGGGAGAGGGGUGUGGGGAUGGAGAGUCGGAAGGAAAGGUUGACAAGGAGAGGGGAGGAGAUAAGGAGAUGGAGGAAGAGGAGGGCAGGAAAGGGAAUGGGGACAUGAAAGGUGAGGAGAGGGAUGGGAAGAAGGGUGAGGGGAGGGAUGAAGGGAAGGGUGAGGGAAAGGGUGAAGGUUGCAGUGACACUGGCGAGCAGGGUGAUAACAAGGGUCCGAAGGACGCCGUAGACGUGACUAUGGCGAAUGGAUCAGCCGAGGAUGGAAAGGAGAGAGGGGUGAAGGGUGAAGGGGAGAAAGGGAGUUGUGAUACGGCCAAGGAUACGGAGGGGGAAGGAGCAGGAAGGCAGGUGGAACCUCUGGAGAAGGGGGGUGGGGGAGUAGAGAAGCAGGAGCAGGGGGGAGGGAAGAUGGAGGAGGAUGAGGAGGGAGGGAGAAAAGGGGAGGAGGAGAGAGCAGGGGGGGGGAAUCUUACUGCUACAGAAGCUGCUGCUGCUACAGACAUGAACACUGCAGACGGCUCUGCUGACCGUGGCCCUCCUGGUGUACUCCCAUUGCCAGCAGAGCAGGGGCAGCAGGGGAUGGAGGCACCGCCGCCCGUGGCAGCGGAGCAGCAGCUGAUGGACCUCCGCCUGCUGGCGCUGCAGAACGCUGUGCUGCCCGCGCAUGGGGAGGGUGGGCGUGCUGAGGAGAAUGUGGCAGUGCCAGCAGCACCAGCAGCACCAGCAGCACCAGCAGCAGCAGCAGAGCAGGAGCAGGAGCAACAGCAGCAGCAUGAGGGGAUGGAAGCAGAGCAUGAGGCGAUGGAAGCAGCAGGGCAGCAGCAGCAGCAGCAGCACGAGAUGAUGGACAUGCGUCUCUUAGCGAUGCAGAACGUGGUGCUGGUGCAGGCAGCGAACGAGGAGGAGGAGAUCGACGUGCUAGAGGUGGACGAGGAGGAGGAGGAGCAGCUCAAGAAACAGAUGGGCGUGGGGGAGGGCGGGCCUGUUGAGUACAUGGUGCUGGGGGGAGCGGGAGAAGGCCCGGAAGGGGGAGUUGGGGGGGUGAUUGGGGGAGGAGGUGAAGCGGGGGUGAUGGGGGAUGGGGUUGUGGGAGAGGGGCAGGAUAGUGCUACUGCUGGAGUUGCUGCUGGGGUUGCAGGUGGGUUGGUGUCGGAACACCCGCCUGAUGCUGCUGCAGGUGGAAUCUCAGGUGCGGUGAUGGGCGGUGUCGCAGGUGUGGAGUCAGGUGGGGUGGCACUUCCGGUGGUUCCAGGUGGUGGUGGUGAAAGUGUUGCGGAUGUGGCUGGAUCAGCAGGUGUGGGAUCAGCAGGUGUGGGAUUAGCAGGUGUGGGAUUAGCAGGAGUAGCAUCAACAGGGUCACGAGAUGAUGACAUGGUGGCUUCUACUAUUCUCGGCCUCCUGCCCUCGCUCUGCCCCUCAACCCCUGGCUCUGCUGCUGCCGCUGCUGCAACUGCCGCUGCUGGCCUUACUUCUCCUGUCGCUGCUGCUGCUGGUGUUGCUGCUGCCGGUGUUGCUGUUUCUGGUGGUGCUAGUGUUACUGCUGCCGCUGGUGCUGCUGCUUCCCCGUCUCUGACUGAGCAGCAGCAGCAGCAGCAGCAGCAGCAGCAGCAGCAACGGCAAAGAGGGGAGGAGAGGGCACUCGGAGCUCUAGCCACUGCCUCGCCUGAAGGACGGACGGCGAAGAAAGGGGCGGAUUCUGAGAGGGAGCAGCAGGCAGGAGGGGUGGGCACGCGAAAGCGGAAGCAGCAGCAGCAGGGGGAUGGGGAUGGUGUCCCGUCUCCUGUAUACGAGCCCUUCGACCCUGCCUGUAAGCUCGCCUGCCUGCCUGUAAGUUCAUCGUACGCGAUUGGUGCAGCUCCCCGUCUCUCUCCCCCCCAUCCCCCAUCUCCCACCCAAACUCCUUUUCUUCUCCCAUCUCCCCACUCCAGCUCUCCAGGGCGUCACUCGACGCACGCGCCAUCACACCACCCGCCCUCCGCUUCAGUGUCUCAGUAUCCUCCACUCUCCCGCACUGACCCCCUGUUUCCCCCUCCGGCAACCCCACUUUCUGCAGCUCUCCAGGGCGUCACUCGGCGCACGCGCCAUCGCACCACACGCCCUGCCUCCCGCCUGCCCUUCAUGGCCCUGGACGGCCAAUCCGCCCUGCUCUCCCCCCACCACGCCGCCCUGCGCACCCAACCCCAAUCCCAAGCCCAAACCACGAGCCAGAGCCACGAGCAGCAACAGCAGCAGCAGCAGCAGCAGCAGCAGCAGCAGCAGCAGCAGCAGCAGCAGCAGCAGCAGCAGCUGCGGCAACAGCAUGCAUCGUCACCCGGUUCCUCUCCUGCCGCUGCUGCUGCUGUGCCUACCGCUCUUCCGCCGGUGGCAUCUCCUGCUGGUGUGACAGACAGCAAGGACGGCGUGCUCGGCAGAGGAAGGCGAGGUACGGCUGGGGGAGGUAUGGGUGGGGGAAGUAUGGCUGGGGAAAGUAUGGCUGGGGGAGGUACUGCUGAGGGAGGCUCGGUACCCGAAGCACCACUGGAAGCUUCACCUCUCAACGGGCCCGCCUUGGGACCAGGCGAGGGCUCUGGAGCAGCGGAGGCAGGGGAAGGCGCGGGGGCAGGGGGAGCAGGGGGGGCCGGGGAGGCAGGGGUGGCAGGGGGAGCAGGGGAGGGUGGUGCGCCGGCCCCUGCAUCCGCGCCUGUGCUGCAGGCAUACCACCGGCGACGACAGGAGCAACCACUUAGUGAGUGCGAGGGGCAACAGAGGCACAGAGAGAGCAUAGCCUGUCAAUGCCAGGGCUCUCAGUCUGCCUACCAGGGCUCUCAGGCUGCCUACCAGGGCUCUCAGUCUGCCUACCAGGGCUCUCAGGCUGCCUACCAGGGCUCUCAGUCUGCCUACCAGGGCUCUCAGUCUGCCUACCAGGGCUCUCAGGCUGCCUACCAGGGCUCUCAGUCUGCCUACCAGGGCUCUCAGGCUGCCUACCAGGGCUCUCAGUCUGCCUACCAGGGCUCUCAGUCUGCCUACCAGGGCUCUCAGUCUGCCUACCAGGGCUCUCAGUCUGCCUACCAGGGCUCUCAGGCUGCCUACCAGGGCUCUCAGUCUGCCUACCAGGGCUCUCAGGCUGCCUACCAGGGCUCUCAGUCUGCCUACCAGGGCUCUCAGUCUGCCUACCAGGGCUCUCAUCCGCUUUUCCAUAAAGAGCCUGUCAAUGCCAGAGCUCUCAGUGUGCCUGCCCGAGACAGCAUCUGUUGGUGCGCUCAAGUUUGCUGCUCACCUUGCUUGCUCCUUACUACAUGCCGCACGCACCCCCACUUCUGUGCUGCUGCUGUCGCCACUGGCGCAUCUCCCUCUUGCUGUCAUCCUGGGGAUCCCUCUCUUGCUGCUGCUGCUGCUGCUGCUGCUGCUGCUGCUGCUGCUGCUGCUGCUGCUGCUGCUGCUGCUGCUGCUGCUGCUGCUGCUGCUGCUGCUGCUGCUGCUGCUGCUGCUGCUGCUGCUGCUGCUGCUGCUGCUGCUGCUGCUGCUGCUGCUGCUGCUGCUGCUGCUGCUGCUGCGGCAGUGGCGGCGGCGGCUGAUGGUCCACUUGUCUCUGCUGCAUCCCCAUCCCACUCGCACCCCUCCCACAACACCCGAUCAAGCAUCGCAGCCGCUGCUGCUGCCGCCGCCGCUGCCGCCGCUGCAGCAGCAGCGGCAGCCGCAGCAGCAACACCAGGCAGCUCCCGCAGACACUCCAACCCUGUCACUCCCCUCCACCCAUCCUACCUCUCCCCGUCACACCUUUACGCUGCCACCUCUGGCCCUCACACUCCCGCAUCUGCCCCUUCUGCUGCUACCACCACCACGCCUACGACUAGACAAGCAGCAGCGCAAGCUUUGGCAGCGAUUCGAGCGCAGACAGAGCAUGAGCCUGGGGACGGGGCGGGGGGAGGGAGAAGCAGGAGGAGGCGGAGGAAUGACGAUGAGGAUUACCAGGAAGGGGAGGAAGGAGAGGAGGAAGAGGAGGAGGAGGAAGAGGAGGAGGAUGAGGAGUAUGAAGACGAAGACGGGUAUCAUUCGCCGUUUGGGCGGUAUUCUAGUAGCGGGUAUGCUUCUAAAGGAGCGCACUCCGGUGCUCUGAUUCUCCACCCAUCCGUCUCAGGGAGAGGCAGAGGGAGAGGCCGGGGCGGAGGAGGAGGAGGAGGAGGAGGGGCGUUGGCAUACCCGGGAAGAGCAGGAGGAGGGGGAGAGAGUGGGGCACUGGUGUUGCAUCCGCAUCAGCAGCACUUGCAGAGGGGGGGUGUGGGGGUGGGGGGAGGGGCGAUGAUGGUGCAUCCGAGGGCGAGGGGGGCGGCGGGGCUACAGCUGAUAGAGCAGAGGAGGAGAAUCAGGCGGCCGUUCACUGUGGGGGAGGUGGCAUCGCUGGUGGACGCUGUUGAAGUACUGGGCACUGGCAGGUGGAGGGAUGUGAAGCUGAGGGCGUUUGCCACGUCAAAACACCGCACCUACGUGGAUCUCAAGGACAAGUGGAAAACUCUGGUGCAUACGGCUCAGAUUGCGCCACAUCAGCGCAGAGGGGAGCCGGUGCCACAGGAGCUGUUGGAUCGAGUGGUGCAGGCGCAUAGCUACUGGCAAGAGCAGCUGAGAAUCCAACGCGAGGAACGAGACUCCUAA